GUGAGUCUCGUUUUCGGUAAGGAAAGAAUUGAAGAGACAGUGACGUACAGGAAGACUAGAGAGAGAGGGGGGGAAAAAAAGAAAGGAAUAAAGAAGUCGCGGCGUGGAUCUGCUGUCUCUUCUGCGUGACCCAGAUCUGCCGCCUCCUUCACCCAGUUACCUGGUCCACACCGCAAACUGUCAGUGGGCCCCUGAACUUGGCCGCGGACAGACAUUGCGCAAGGAGUAAGGGCACGUGUGCAGAUGCGACACAGCCGGAAAGAAGUUCAGAUACGAGACGGGCUGCUAGGAUAUUCUCACCACCACCGGACGGAUGGCGCGGUCCGGGGCGGCGUUACUCUUGUUGUUGCUGCUGCUGUACUGUUGUGGGGCGAUCGAAGUAUACCAGGACACAACUGACAGUCGCAAGCUGUUUGGCGGAUACCGGAUCGUGCCGAAGCCGUGCCGGCCCGAGAGCGACACCCUUUCGGCGGAGCUCGGGAUCUGCAUGUUCAACUACGAAUGUUCAGCACGAGAGGGUGAGGUAGUGGGGUCCUGCAUGGACGGCUUUCUCUUUGGCGCGUGUUGUCGCCUGCCUCCAGGACACACUUUCCAGCUGCCAGACUCCGACCUUUUAUCCGAUAACACAGCCACAUUCCCUCCCGAUAAUCCCAACUCCAUCGUUGCAACCAGCAAGCGGCCUAGUUACAUGGAGUCUUCCUCCAUCAGCGAACUUCUAAACAACCCUCAGCUCCACGUGUCGGCCCACCCUGAUGCCGACACCGUCUUAAUCACAGGUCCUGAUCGUCCUAUGGCAGUUGCAACUCAACAGAGUUCAGAAACAACGCUUCGACCAGAGCUAAGUACGUUCAGUUAUGUGCAAAGCAACAGCGUGGAUGAAGAGCCGUCAACACCGAAGUAUCACCUGGAGGAGAAAAGCACGAUGUCGGUGACACCUACGUACUACUCGACGGCCAGUAAAUGGGCUUCAUCGUUCAGGCCACGGCCCACCCCAUCACACGAGUACAAUGAGGGUCUGGUGCUCGUCCCUACCAUCACCAAGCGUCCUGACUCAGGACCGAACCCAGAGUCCAUCAACCACAUUAUAUCGAUGCUCAAUGAUACAAGCGGUGGCUUGGUCGAUCCUGGCCCAGAGCCCGAACCAGAGAUCGUCUCUCUGGACAGCUCAUCGCCCGCGGGCUUGUCCACGUGGGUGGCUGUGAAUGGCAAGCCCUCUCCAUCAACGUCGUGGAAACCGGAUACAAUUUACAGCAAGACUCCGUCAUCGUACACCACUUUACGGCCUGGCUUUUCAUCUAGCAGUACAAGCUCACAUCAUGUAGUGGGGCCAUCAUAUGAUGUAAUCACAACCCAGCAAGGUACCUCCAGACCCGCCCCUACCGUUAUUGUGCUCGGCCCGCUCUCUACUGACAUCACCACAACUACUUCCUCCUCCAAGCGGCCUACCAUCAUCACAACAAGCAAUAAGAUCAGCACUACGGCUCCUACUUUGGUAACAAAGAGGCCAUCUACAGCAAAACCGUCCACAGGGUUCUUUAUAACCAAGAGGCCCUCCAGCACAACUUCAACCAUCAUCACUAAACGACCCAGCUCUACACAAUCCACUAACCGACCCACAACACAACACAGUGACCGUCCCACAGCACAAUUUACUUUUAGGCCCACCUUGAGCGUGGCCCAUUUCACAAAUCAGCCCAGUACUGUACCAACAUACUUCACACAUCAGCUCGGCUCGGGAACAUCUUCUUUCACAAUUCGACCCACCGCAGGCAGCACACAGGUCACCAGUAGGCCUGGCAUCGAUACAGUAUAUGUGACUAAUUAUCCAGGACUGACAAAUCGACCAACAUCAGGUACUACUUUAGUCAGCAAUCGGCCAUGGGUAACAACCCCUAUUGACUAUCCAGAAACCACCUUAGGACUAGACCAGCUGGCCAACUUCCCUCCUGUAAGAAACCCGUCUUUCAACAUGACUCAACAUGAGCGUCCCCCAGUGGUGCUUCCUCCUAAUCCUGAAGACCUCUUCAAUGUGGAUGAUAUUCCCACUCCAUUAUUUGUGGAGGAUGACAAGCUGGAUAACAAGCUGCAGACUUUUGUUGACAAGAUCGUGCUCUCUCUUGAUGGUAACUUCCAGGACUUAGAGGAAGUGCUGUAUAGUGGAAAAAACGUGACAACCACCCGUGUUACCACAACAAGGAGGCCAUCUACCUCCAAAAGGCCAGUCCAGGCCACACCAACACGUAAACCCACAGUCUCAGUUUCAACCCCUACUCGUAGGCCUAGCACUUCUCAGGCAACGCAAACUCAGACUCUAAGGCCUCAACCAACACGACCGUCCCAGACGACAAGACCAAGGCCUUCAUCAAAUACUCGACCAUCCAGUGUGAGACCCUUACAAACAACCAGACCCAGCAUAAGGCCCACACAAACUUCUAGACCAACUCUACACUCCACCAGACCUUCACAGACACCACGACCAAGGCCGACAAGCAUAAAGCCCACACAAAGUUCAAAACCGUCUUCACAGCGACCUUCAACAUUGAAGCCGAGUUCACAGAGGCCAUCACGCCCGUCCACCACAUACCGACCUGCAAGCACUGUGAAAGUAACAACCAAAAGAAGUACAACAACAAGCUCAACAACACAGCUCUUGCAGCAAGAGGAUGAGACUGUCCCUUCCAAGACAACUACAACAGAGGAGUCCACUACUUUGCUGGACUAUACACUGACAACAGCUGUUGAUAAUGAUGAUGAACUUACCACAACCCCUAGUCCUGUUGACUACAAGCAUGAGUGUGGGGUGAGGCCUCUCAUGCAGAAGAGCGGGCGCAUUGUGGGUGGAAAGGGUGCUACAUUUGGGGAAUGGCCAUGGCAGGUACUAGUGCGGGAGUCCACAUGGCUUGGGCUGUUCACCAAGAACAAGUGUGGUGGUGUGCUUAUUACCUCUCGCUAUGUUAUCACGGCCGCACACUGUCAGCCAGGAUUUCUAGCGAAUCUAGUGGCAGUGUUUGGUGAGUUUGACAUCAGUGGGGAGCUUGAAUCACGUCGCUCUGUCACGAAGAACAUACGACGUGUCAUAGUCCACCGACAAUAUGACGCAGCCACAUUUGCAAAUGACCUGGCACUUCUAGAACUAGAAUCACCUGUGGCAUUUGAUGAACAUAUUGUGCCCAUAUGUAUGCCACGAGAUAAGGAGGAUUUCACUGGCAGGAUGGCAACAGUCACUGGCUGGGGCCGACUCAAAUAUGGAGGUGGAGUGCCAAACCUACUGCAAGAGGUGCAGGUGCCUGUGAUAGAGAACAGUGUGUGCCAAGAAAUGUUCCACACUGCAGGACAUUCCAAGGUUAUCCUCAACAGUUUCCUCUGUGCAGGCUAUGCCAAUGGGCAGAAGGACUCCUGUGAGGGUGACAGUGGUGGCCCUCUGAUGUUGCAGAGAGAAGAUGGCCACUGGGUGCUGGUCGGGACUGUGUCACAUGGAAUUAAGUGUGCUGCCCCAUAUUUGCCUGGUGUUUAUAUGCGCACCACUUUCUAUAAACCCUGGUUGCAUGCUAUUACUGGUGUAAAAUGAAUUGAGAUCUGGAUAAUAGGACUACUUACAUGCAGAACAAAAUUAAAUCUCAAAACAUGGGAUUAUUGAUCUUAAGUGAUGUUAUGAUUGAAUUAUUUUCACACAUCUCAGUAUUUACUUCCAAGUAGUACUGUAUCCAUUUUUGGUGAACAUGAUUUCUUUGAAAUUACAUUUUGCAUUAUCAAAUUAUAUAAUGCUGACUGGAUAUAUCUGCUUCAAAUUGUUGUGGUAGAUUAUGUCUUCCUGGAUUGCAACUUUCUAAUUUUGUCAGUUUCAGUGUAAUGAUGCCACUUAUUCUUCUUAAUCUUUACUAUCAAGUGCUUUUGUGUAACUGCAGUGAUUUUGAUGUAUAUAAACAAUACCUUAUUACUUAAUUCAAGAAAGAUUUGUGUACUCGUAUAUCAGGCAAGCUUUUAUGGUUUAUCUAGCCACAGCACCAAUAUUUUUUCCCCAUAUUGAAAGUGAAAUCUGCUUUAAUUUGACAAAGCACCAGAAUUUUCUGUUACUUGUUUUUGACAGCAAACAAAAGGUUUGAACAUUCACACAUUUUCAAAUUCUCAUACUGGAAGGUAGAUUCUAGUUUGCCUUCUGCAUAGAUAUAACUUUGUUUUGUCUGUCUUCUAAAAGCAACAUGCCACUGGUCAUAUUUAUAUUUUCAAAUAUGCCAAUACACUUGUUGUCUGUCUUCAUAGAUUUGAACUUCAAAUUCUGCAGCUUUCUGAGAAGGGAUACAUUCUUUCUGCAGAUGAUUGUAAGAAGCUUACUGAAAUAAAUGCCUUUUGAUGUAGCUGAAGGGAGCUGGAUUAGUUACAGAAUUCUGCAAGACCUGUCUAGGGACUGAAUAGCUAUUAAAAAUUUGUCCUGAUUUAAGUAAGGUUGAAAUUUGACUACCACGUUUGUAGAGACAACUGUUCAGUUUUCAAGAAAUAUUUUGUCAUUAAAUAUGCAAAUGAGUACAAAACCAUUAGGAAGCUAUAAUGAUCAUCUCAAUUAUAGAAGGUAGCAUGUACAUUUGUUUGAUAAAACACUGAAUCAAUCGAGUUAGUUAUGACCUGCCAUGAUUACAAGGAAAUGAUUCUCUUGAAACUGCCAUGAAUCCUUCCAUCUUAAAGCUGAAUCAGUGCCGGAUCAAUAGAAUGACAGUAGAUGGAUUGAAAACAUUUCCAGAAAAACUGGUUCACUGGUAAAUGCUUCUACAUACUUCUGAUGUAAUAUUCAUUAUCUUCUGUUUUCUAAGUUAUGUGCUUGAAAGACCACAUCUAUCCCAGCUUUAUUAUUGCUCAUUUUUUUACCCAUCAAGGUUUGUAUUGCAUCCAGACAAAAGCUGAUACACAUAUGCUCGCUGUAUACAAUUUUAAUUGCCUCCUUGUUGGUACUGGGCUAUUUCACUUCUUGCAAAUAGUGAAUUUAUUUAUAAACAUCUAAUGUUACUUGUACUGCAUUACUGUGAUUUUGAAAUGUUUCCAAUAUUGUGGCAAUCAGAACCUAGCUGAAUGCUGUAUCAUUGUAAUUAAAUGUUUUAAAUGAUUACUCUGCACCUAUUUGUUAAAGAAAAUGAAAAUGCCAAACUUGUUGGUCUAUUAACAAAUUAAUUCAUUUAUUAUGCUCAGAUCAAUACAGGAUCUAUGAAAUGCA
This is a messenger RNA of Cryptotermes secundus, 5203 nucleotides long. It is a transcript of the gene flz, whose product is annotated as serine protease filzig. Lineage: Eukaryota; Metazoa; Arthropoda; Insecta; Blattodea; Kalotermitidae. Gene Ontology annotation, biological process: proteolysis. Gene Ontology annotation, molecular function: serine-type endopeptidase activity. The coding region runs from base 314 to 3568 and encodes 1084 amino acids. The transcript has 7 exons. The record is from RefSeq and is a predicted model, not a curated record.